Molecule: messenger RNA, 1140 nt
Organism: Spinacia oleracea (spinach)
Lineage: Eukaryota; Viridiplantae; Streptophyta; Magnoliopsida; Caryophyllales; Amaranthaceae
Product: cytochrome b561 and DOMON domain-containing protein At4g17280-like
Exons: 4
Coding region: 1-1140 (379 amino acids)
Source: RefSeq, a predicted model, not a curated record
AUGGAAAAUAUGUUUUCUUCCGUUCUCAUAUUGCUUAUCACAAUUACUCUACCCUCCUAUGCUCAAACGACUCCACCAUGUAUUCACUACAAGUUUGCGCAAACCUUAAACAAACCAAAUGGGUAUAAACAAUGUAUUGAUCUCCCAUAUUAUAACUCCACCUUACAUUACAACUACAACUCUUCAAUUGAAACCCUCGAAAUUGCGUACCGCCACCCCGGUAUGAAACCCGGCACCUUGUCCAAGUGGGUUGCAUGGGCCAUAAACCCUACCGCAAAAGGCAUGGUUGGAGCACAAUGUUUAGUGGCGUACCACAGUCACAAAGACAACUCUGUUGUGGUAUACACCUCCCCCAUUACCUCCUACGAGACGACUCUUGCAAAGGGUGUUUUGAGUUUUAACGUGACAGGGCUUGAGGCAGCCAUUGUUGACGACGAGGUUAUUGUUUUCGCAACGAUUAAGGUCCCUAAUAAUAGAAGGGUGAUUCACCAGCUUUGGCAACAAGGGCAUUUUGACAAUGCCUGGAAUCCAAUAGCUCACCCUUUCGAAAACAACAUUCUUUCAAUGGGCUCUCUUAAUCUUGUUUCUGGUGUCCUCACUCUCCCCCCUCAAGUUCCUCCCUGGAAAUAUGUGCAUAUGGUAAUAAAUAUUUGUAGCUGGGGAGUAUUGAUGCCUUUAGGAGUAAUGAUAGCAAGACAUUUGAAGGACCUUUUACCAUCAGCUUGGUUUUACCUUCAUGUUGUGUUUCAACUCUCAGCAUACAUUCUGGGUGUGGCUGGCUUGGCCAUCGGUCUCAAAAUGACCAGUGGUUACAGCAAACAUCACGUACACAACUACAGCCAUAGAUGGAUCGGCAUUUCCCUCUUUUGUUUGGCCACGUUCCAGGUAUCUGCGACUUUGCUAAAGCCAAAAAAGCAGCACAAGCACAGAUUAUACUGGAACAGAUACCACCAUUUUGUCGGGAGGUUAACGGUAUUCCUUGGCCUCUUCAACAUAUGCUGGGGUUUCUUGGCACUCUACGAGAGAGUAGAAAUAUGGAUACCCUUUUUAACUGUGUUUUUGGCAUGGGGUUGCAGUAAUCAGCUGAAGACUCUAUUUUAUGCAGUUCGCGAAUCUUCAACCUCUAGUUCAAACAUUUAA